Molecule: messenger RNA, 2188 nt
Organism: Olea europaea var. sylvestris
Lineage: Eukaryota; Viridiplantae; Streptophyta; Magnoliopsida; Lamiales; Oleaceae
Product: kinesin-like protein KIN-7G
Exons: 6
Coding region: 258-1994 (578 amino acids)
Biological process (GO): microtubule-based movement
Molecular function (GO): microtubule binding; ATP binding; microtubule motor activity
Source: RefSeq, a predicted model, not a curated record
UUGUAGAUUCAUUUGUUUCCUCAAGUAGAUACAAACUUUCCAAAUAACAAUAAUCAAAUCAAAGAAUUGUCAAAAACAUCUAUCUUCCUUAUUUGCAUGCUUCUAUUUCUGAUUUUAUUAGUAUUCCUCAUACUACUAACAUCAAAUUUUAAUGCAGCAAAGGAAGAAAUGGGCACAUACCAUACAGAGACUCGAAGCUAACCCGCAUACUACAGAACUGUUUGGGAGGCAAUGCUAGGACUGCCAUCAUUUGCACCAUGAGCCCUGCUCACAGUCAUGUCGAGAAGUCAAGAAACACACUCUUGUUUGCCAGUUGUGCAAAGCAAGUCAAUACUAAUGCACGUGUGAACGUUGUGAUGUCGGAGAAAGCGUUAGUCAAGCAGUUACAAAAAGAACUAGCAAGACUGGAGGACGAGUUGAGAAGUUUAAGCUCACUUGCUGCCUCAGGUGAUUCUGCAUCAGCACUAAAAGAGAAAGAAAUGCUUAUCGAAAAGAUGGAAAACGAGAUAAGAGAAUUAACUCAACAACGUGACCUGGCUCGUUCUCGUACUGAGGAUCUGAUACAGACUGGGGGAGAAUAUCAAAUUCCAAAACCAUGGGGUGAUAACUAUGAGAAACGUUCGUCGGCAGAUGAAUAUUCAGCAUCUGAAGCAUCAGAGAUAAUUGAUACUACUCGUUCUGAUGUUGCAUCCAGGACAUCUCAUUUCUCUGACCGAUGCGAAGGCCUCAACUCCAACAAGCUUGAAGAACCGUUCUUUGAGAAUUCUGAAAUGCAAUUUCUGUCAGAUGACACCUCCCCGAGAUUAUAUAUAGAUAAAUAUUUCGGUCCUGAUCCAUGUAAAGGCUGGGAGAAGAUUGCUCAAGAAACUGAUAAUAAUUACGAAGAUAACUGCAAGGAAGUCCAAUGUAUUGAAACUGAUAUCUCCAAGAGAAAUACGAUUGCAAGCACACUGCUAUCCGCACCUGUAGGAGAGCAGGAUUCAGGACAAUCCCCUUGUUCAUCUGACGAAGAAAUAUCUAAUCAGGGAAGUGCACAUGUACCGAGGAGCAAAAGCUGUACAGCACUUCCCGUGUCACUGCAAAAAUCUCCCAGUUCUGAGUUUUCAAAAGAAAAUGAAAGCCCAUUACCAGAUGAAUUUGAGAAAGAAUCUCCAGAAAGACAGGAUGAUAAUCAAGGAAAGCUUUCUAAAAUAGAGCCAACUAAUGACGAAGAUCUAUGCAGAAAAGACUUGGAAAGUUCUAUUACUACUGACUUUAUGAAUGUGAAGGAAGAAAUCAUCAAGAUACUGGUUGAAGACUGUAGAGCCAAUAAACAAACCUGUGAGACAGGACCGGAUGAAAUGAUAAAGCCUAAGUCUCAGACGCAGUUUGGGGACAAUUUGGAUCUUGAGGAUGAAAAAACAUCCAAAGAGCCAGAAAAACCUACAGAUGAUGGUUCGAUAAAAGAUCAGGAUAUACAGAAAUCUGCUUCUGAUUGGUCUACAGAAUUCGAGAGACAAAAGAGAGAGAUAAUUGAACUUUGGGAUUCUUGUGACACCCCAUUAGUCCAUAGAACUUACUUCUUACUGCUCUUUAAAGGAGAUCCAUCAGAUGCCGUUUACAUGGAAGUCGAACUUAGACGAUUGUCAUUUCUCAAGAAUACAUUAUCUAGCGGUCAAGUUUCCGCAAAGUCCACAAGGGCUCUGAACCGGGAGAGAGAGAUGCUUAGCAAACAAAUGCUAAAGAAAUAUUCAACAAAGGAGAGAGAGGCUCUAUUCCAAAAAUGGGGCAUCAGCCUAAAAUCGAAGCACAGAAGGCAUCAACUAUGCCGAAUGCUGUGGACGAAUGCAAAAAAUUUGGAGCAUAUUAACGAGAGUGCUGCUAUAGUCGCAAAAUUAGUAGGAUUCAAGGACGGAAAUCACGCCCCAAAAGAAAUGUUUGGACUUAGCUUCUCGCUGAAACCAAUGAAUCUCAAGUCCUCCAGUUGGAAACACAGCCUGCCUUCCAUGAUAUAAAGCUUCCCGACAGAACAGUGAAGUAUGAGCCUGAGACCUCGCCUGUGAAGUAAACUUUUAAAUGGGUGGGAAAUUCAUAGGAGUCUUAUAACUUAAACUAGUGUCUGAUGUUUCAAAAACAUAAUCUUGUAAUUGAAUAGAAUGUGUUUUUGAAGAGGAGAAUUAAUUUAAUUUAAUAUAAUUAAUGCAUUAAU